This is a messenger RNA of Pseudomassariella vexata, 2164 nucleotides long. Its product is annotated as WD40-repeat-containing domain protein. Lineage: Eukaryota; Fungi; Ascomycota; Sordariomycetes; Amphisphaeriales; Pseudomassariaceae. Gene Ontology annotation, molecular function: protein binding. The transcript is spliced from 2 exons. The record is from RefSeq and is a predicted model, not a curated record. Bases 114 to 2147 code for a protein of 677 amino acids.
UCCACUUCGAAAGGUCACAAUUGCAGCGAGCCCGACCGUUUGCAACUUUUCCAAGAUACCUACCUUGAGCGGUAUCUCCGCUGCGCUGUACUCUACUCUCGAGCUGCUACGAAAUGGCUGGGUACGCGAGACCGAUCAGCUUCUCUGAGCGAAGGGGCAGUGUACUAGGCGAUGACUUGACUCUGAAAACUAGCCAUGGGCCUGUGAUCAACCAGAGAAUGGAUAAGAUGGUUCAACCCAGACCAAGGGGACCUCCUACCCCGAGCAUGAGUACGCCAGCGCCGGACUUCGACCAGCAACUGACGGGGUCACCUCCGCCUCCACCGACGCCAGCGGCAUCGCCUGGCCCAACACACGCACAGCCUGACUGGAGUGAUGCAGCCGAAGAUGAAGAUUUCUUCCUGGCUCACGUCCGUCAGCACUUUCAGAAUUGCUCCAGCCCUCAGAGGAACCGACUUCUGGCCGACCUGCUCAACAUGUGCACAACCCAACAACUGAGCUUCGUCCAUCAGUUUGUCAGUCCGUUACUGAAGAAGGACCCCUUCACAAGUCUCCCUGACGAAUUGUGCCUGCGAAUCCUGUCCUUUAUCGACGACCCGCAGGUCCUUGCACGCGCUUCGCAAGUAUCUCGCAGGUGGCGAGAUCUUCUGAGCGACGACGUGACGUGGAAGAACCUCUGUGUCAAGCACGAUUACGGACGGAGGUUGUCCGAAGUUUCUUAUGGCGUCCCUUCAUAUGCACCAAGACGUCCAAGCGCAGUCCCCCUUUCCGAUCCCGAGUUCGUCAAUCACAGCUUUCCUGGCGCUGUCCCUACGGCACUUGCUGGAGUCCCGUCCCAUCAACCAUCACACAGUUUCGAGGGACUACGUAGUACGGCAUCAUCUCCGCGCCCAAAACUACGGUCUUACAAGUCGCAUUUCAAGCAGCGUUAUUUGGUUGAAUCGGCGUGGAGAACCGGCGGACGCAAUACCACAAGGACCAUAACCCAGGAUAACCGAGUCGUGACUAGUCUUCAUUUGACUCCCAAGUACAUUGUUGUGGCUUUGGAUAAUGCUCGUAUCCACAUAUUUGACCGGGAAGGCAAUGCGCUGCGGACGCUGUCCGGUCAUGUUAUGGGUGUAUGGGCUAUGGUUCCAUGGGAAGAUACCCUGGUCAGUGGCGGCUGUGACCGAGACGUUCGAGUUUGGGACAUGACCACUGGUACAUGUAUGCAUACCCUGCGUGGACACACAUCCACUGUCCGGUGCCUCAAGAUGUCCGACUCCAGCACAGCCAUCUCAGGCUCGCGGGAUACUACCCUGCGAAUUUGGGAUAUCAGGCAAGGCGUGUGUCGGAACGUGCUUGUUGGUCAUCAAGCCAGCGUAAGAUGCCUCGAGAUAAAGGGCGACAUUGUCGUUUCUGGCAGUUAUGACGCCACGGCUAAAAUAUGGAGCAUUUCCGAGGGCCGGUGCUUGCACACACUGAGUGGUCACUUCAGUCAGAUCUAUGCUAUCGCAUUCGACGGUCAUAGAGUGAUCACUGGCAGUCUCGACACCAGCGUGCGUGUCUGGGACGCUCACACGGGAGAGGCUAUCGCAGUCCUUCAGGGGCAUACCUCGCUUGUCGGUCAAUUGCAGCUCCGAGGUAACACUCUUGUCACAGGUGGCUCAGACGGCUCGGUCAGGGUCUGGUCGUUGGAAAAGAUGUGCCCCAUCCACCGCUUGGCUGCACACGAUAACAGCGUUACGAGCCUGCAAUUCGACGAUACCCGCGUCGUCAGUGGAGGAAGCGAUGGCCGAGUGAAGGUUUGGGACGUCAAGACGGGCCAUCUUGUGAGGGAGCUUAUCGCCGCAGAGUCGGUUUGGCGAGUGGUUUUCGAGGAUGAGAAAUGCGUAGCUGUUGCCAACCGCGGCAGCCGUGUGAUGAUGGAGGUCUGGUCAUUCUCACCACCAGAAGAUGCCUACGAGAGGCCGAUGUCACUAACGCAAAGAAUCGGCGCGGAGGCGCCAAUCCGACCCCAGAAUGUGGUAGACUAUCGGCGGUCUACACUUGGUCUACCAGCUUCAGCCAGUCCCGUCGAGGAUCUCGGGAGCCAGGACGUGCAUAUGAGCGACGCUGGCCCUUCGACUGCACCCUCGGGAAAUACGACCUUCUUCCAUGACGAUUAGGAGGCUGCGGUGAGGCA